Molecule: messenger RNA, 690 nt
Organism: Periconia digitata
Lineage: Eukaryota; Fungi; Ascomycota; Dothideomycetes; Pleosporales; Periconiaceae
Source: the annotation of a GenBank genome assembly
AUGUUCAUACGAACGGCCUUUCACUCCCAACGUUACUACUCGCUGCCACGGGCUAGUUUGCACAACCUUCCUUUACACAAUCUUUCUCUACAACCAACCACCCACAAACCUGCGAACCGUCUACAGCCAUGGCAAAGUCUCAAGCUCGCUCUUCUCGACGCAACGCUCGGCCCAAGAAAUCUUCGGGGAGUACCCCCACGUACGUCUCGGUCGGCGUCCAAACCUUCAUUGUCAAGAUCUCUAUUCCGAGCCGUCGUAGCACUUCCGCCACAGACAGCUCUACAUCACCCCCAGUCUCGUCGUCUCCGCCGCAACCUACAGAAGCCGAGGCCUCACAAGACACGAGCGAUAUCUCAACUACCUCUACUACCGCUUCUCCAACAGUGUCCACAUUCUCCGCCGCCUCAGAAGCAAAUUCCAUAAAGACGGCCACCAAACCCACCAGCAAAUCCACAAAAACCAAAAAGAAAUCCGCCAAACAAGACAAACCCGCCCCAAACGAACCCCCACCUCAGUACCGCUACGCCCACUGGACACGUCAGGAAUACACCUACAUGUCCCAAGAACGCGCCAAGUCCCCACCAACCCCCUGGCCCGCAAUCGCAGCGUACCUCUCCCGCCAAGCCACCGCAUGCGAGCGCAAGUUCCUGCAGUUCCAGGACCUCGCCAAGUUACCGGCGGAUUUCUCCU